Molecule: messenger RNA, 3442 nt
Organism: Pocillopora damicornis (cauliflower coral)
Lineage: Eukaryota; Metazoa; Cnidaria; Anthozoa; Scleractinia; Pocilloporidae
Biological process (GO): kinetochore assembly; attachment of mitotic spindle microtubules to kinetochore; spindle attachment to meiosis I kinetochore
Cellular component (GO): kinetochore
Molecular function (GO): centromeric DNA binding
Source: RefSeq, a predicted model, not a curated record
ACAAAAGUUUUACGUAUCAAAACAUUUUGCCAAAAUUUUGGAGGAAAUCUGUUUGCAGAGCUGCUGAUCGCUCCCGAUUGCCUAGUUACACAUGAUUAGAAGUUUACUUUAAGUCCUCUGACCUCUCAGGGCCGGUAUAAAGUUAAGCAAACAAGGAAAUAAACGAAGAACAUUAAGCCAAAAUGGCGGCUGCAAAGGCUGCUAGAAGAAAUGCUCUCCUACAUAAUCUACAUAUUCCCAAUGAACCAUUUCAAGAUCCGCUGAUAGGAAGACGAACUGGUGUUCCUCUGAAUAUUAAAGCCAGGAAAGAUUCAUUUGGUUUUGAAAACAUUGAUGACUAUUUUCUAUAUUCAGAUCCAGAAGAAGAAGAAGAAGAAGUCGUUGCUCCAAAUACACAAGGACUGGAUAAAGAUCUUGUGAAGGAAAAUGCCAAUCUGCAUCCAGAGGAGGAUGAAGAUGUGUUUGAGAAAGUUGCAGAUGACCAUCCACUGUCAGGUGAUGAUGCUCAACUGAAAAAGUCAUCUCCUGAAGAGAGGGAUUCAGUGGAUAGACUGAAACAGAAUAUUGGGUCUCCUAAUAACACUGGAACUGCAAUUAAAAACCCGGCCUCCAGAGAACCAACUCCACGGUUAAGAGGACCAAUUAGCAAGAGGUUGUCAUUCAUAACUGGGCAAUCACCAAUUGAAUUAAAAGACGAUCAAGUACAUGCUGGAGAUUCAUCGGAUGACAAAUGUGCAAAGACUAGUGGUGAGGAGGUUGGAGAUAGUGACACUGAAAUUGACGUUGUUAAUGAGGAUCCACAAAUGGUAAUAGAGAAAACUGUCGAUGAAACUUCUUAUAAAAAGAAACCUAAAUCAUUGAAAAAGACCCCUGCAGUAACAAAAAAGCACAGAAUUGAGGCUGAUGAAAGUGAAGAUGAGGGCAUCAUUGAUAUAACAGGAACUGAAGAAGAUACUUUUCUAACCAUUGGGAAUAUAUCUCGUGCAGCGAAGACCAACACAGCUGUCCAUAAAUUGCCGCUGCCUGCCCAGGCUGAUAGUUUUGUCAUGAGUGAGAGUUUUGUGUUGGAAGGAACAAAACACAAGUCUAUGUCUCCAGAGUUUGGUUCUAGUUCAGACUGCCAGGAUGAGCCAGCAACUAAAGGAUAUAAAUCUCGAAUACCUGUGUUAACAAAGGGAUAUCCAAGCAAUAAGGCAGCACUAAAAGGGCCAGUCAAAGGAAAAAAGGCAAAUGUGACUAGAGAUCCAGAGAGUGUAAUGGUUUCAGUGGUGGGACAAGGUGAUGACGAGGAGGAAAGAACAGACUUGACAGUUACUGAGAAAGAACAAGCGAGGCCACUGCAGGGGAAACGUACAAGAGGAGGGACGACAAAGAAUGUGGAAGAGCCCCAUGAACUAAAGACAAUAAAGGGAAGGGGAAGAAAAAUUGUACCAAAUAUCACGCAUCAGACAAGCAGGGUAACCAGGGGAAGCAAGCAGAAAAAUGAAAAUGGCAACAAAGACGAUGAAGAAGUUGAUAAUCAAAAGGAUGAUGGUGGUUUUAAAAAGGCAGCAGUUCGAAAGGGAAAACCAACGAAGGAGAACAAGGGUAAAAAGAAGAAGGAGCAAAUAGAAAUUGUGGGAAAAGGAACCGAGCAACAAGAUGGAGUGGAUACAAUACAACUCAGGGGAAGGAAUAUCAGAGGGCAGAGGAAAAGAGGGAAAGAUGACAAAGUUCAUGAACAGAAUGGAAAGGCAGAAGCACUGCAAGUGACAGUUGAUGAUGAGGACGAUGAAAAUUUUGAACGUGGAAAGAUGGAUUUAGGGCGAACAGGGUUGGAGACCGAAGGAACUGGAAGAGACGAGGAAUCGUCAGUGGUCCAAAGAAAGGAGAUGACCAGUAGGACUAAGAAAAGUGAUACCAAUCUGACUCAGGGUUUUGGAAAUACUGGAGCAAGGAAGUCCAAAGGCAUUGCUAGAGUUCAGAAACUGGAAGAAAGAGAAGGGGGUGACGAUAUGUCGAAGAAAAAGAGAGGAAAACGGGGAAAAGGAAGAAGAAAAGAUGAAGAAACUACUGCCAAAGAGGACAGUCGAGUCGUUGACAUUGCAGCAGAGUUGGACGAAGCGCAAGAUGAUGACUUUGAGGAAAAUACCAAUGAGUUUGAGAAAACAAAUGAUGUUUCCGUGAGGAGGAUGUCCAAUGUGUCCAGUAAUGUUUCUUCAAGCUCCGAGUCUUCAAAGAAGACGAGCAACGGUGUCGCGAGCAAGCGAAGGAAGGUGUCACGGGUACUACCACCAUAUGCAAGGAAACGAAGAGCAGGUAAAGCAAACAACUCGAAAGACUCCUCCAAGACGAGCAGUUACGACUCUACUGAACUAAGCGUGGACGCUAAAAAACGAAGAUUGCAGGACGAAGCGAAUGAAACGAGCACUGCAAAGGAUUCCCCGAGAAAGGACACCAAAACAAAUGCUGGUAAAACUAGUAGAAAUAAACGAGAUACGAGGAAAUCCGGAGCAAAGAAGAACUCUUUAACAACAGACAACUUUAAUGAAAGAGCUGAUGUAAAUGAUUUAUCGCAAGGAGUAGAAGACGACAACGGUUUUUUGGACGCUCCAGCUGAACCAGUAACAGCGUUGAAGUCAAUUCUUAAAUCUGGAGGCAAUGUGCGACGAUCAACUAAAGGUUCCAGGAAGCGUCAGAUGACAAUAGGGAAGUCACACUCGGGCGGUAGUGACGCCGAUGACGAGAGCCUACAACCUGCCAAGCAGCCAAACAGAAAAAGUCUUUCUUCCGUCAGUUUUGCUUCAACCCCAUUCGUUCGUGGAUCACCGUCUGUGCCAGCAAACGUUUCCCCUAUUAGUCUAUCGUUUGCGUCUAAGAACAGCUCUUACAAAUCCGCAGAUGGGACAUUUACCCCCGGAAGUGCUCGAACUGUCAGAUCAUCUGUGGGUUCUGCCAGUGGCUCCAGUGUUGGUGAUAACUCUAAAGUUGAUCCUGAAGAGGAGGUCACCAUCACAAAUGAUACCGCGCAACCAGAAGUUUCUCCUAAUGAACAGCAUACUAGGAGAAGCAAACGCACCAUCGUGCCGCCUCUUCAAUACUGGAAAAACGAGCGAAUAGAUUAUGAGCGACGAAAAUCAGGUGGCUGGUGCAUAAAGGGCGUUAUAAAAAAUCCAACUCCAACACCAAAGUACAGGAAGAAGCGGAAACAAACAGUGAAACUUUACCGCUUGUCGUAUUUGAUUGGAACGAAUCGGCUGCUUAUCUUUGAAAAAUAGCUCUGUAUAUUUAAUGUCGAUUGUUUAGUCAGAUCAAUGAAAAACUGCAAUUUUACUUUUACGCGCAUUUGACUUUUGGAAAAUGCUGAUGAAGCCCUGAAAGGCAAAAUAAUGUAUCGCAUAUUCACAGACUUAAGGCAAGCAGUGCGUGCAAAACGUAUGAAUUAAACGUUAGGCUUGUCCUU